ACGCAGAUACUGAUCACUAACAGGAAAUCUCUGUGUUCACUUCCAUUUUCUGAACAUUAACAUAAUUGUCGUGCUGAAAAACAAUGGCUGAAGCAACAUCUUCUGCGUCCCAAGAUCUGUUUAACUGUCCUGUGUGUCUAGAGCCGCAGAACGACCCUGUGUCCAUCCCUUGUGGUCACAUCCACUGCAUGACAUGUAUUACGAGCUUCUGGGAUCAAACCGGAGACUACAGCUGCCCUCAGUGUCGACAGACUUUUGUGUCACGGCCUGCUUUGCAAAGAAACACCUUGGUGGCUGAACAGAGUGAUGCGGACCCUUCGUGUGUGGUGUGUGACAUCUGCACCUGGAGGAAACUCAGAGCAGUGAAGUUUUGCCUCACCUGCUUGGCCUUCUACUGUGAGGAGCACAUCCAGUUUCACCAAGAGUCUGAAGCGCUGAGACGACAUGUGCUGGUGGAGCCAAAUGGACAUAUUCACCAGAAAAUGUGCACAAGGCACCAGAAGGUUCUGCAGCUAUUUUGUCGGACAGAUCAGACAGCAGUCUGCUACUUGUGCCUAACAGGUGACCACCAGGGCCAUGACGCCAACACAACUGAGGAGGAACGAGCAGUGAAACAAAUUGAACUUGGGGUGACACAAUCAAAGCUCCUGAAGAGGAUUCAAGAAAAACAGGAGGAACUGCACCAGAUCCGACAUAAUAUUGAUCUUCUCAAGAGCUCAGCAGAGAGAGAAACCCAAGAAAGUAGAAAGAUCUUUACCAGCCUGGUUUGCAUCAUUGAAGAUGCUCAGAAGAAAGUGAUAGAGCUGAUAAGACAGCAAGAGACCAGAGAAAUGGAGAAAGCAGAAAGAGCGAUGAGCCAGCUGGAGAAGGAGAUCGAGGAGCUGAAAAAGAAAAACGCUGAGCUGACGGAGCUGUCAAAGACUGUCGACCACAUCCACUUUCUCCAGGUCUUUCCAACGUUAUACAUUCCUCCAGAGAAGCACCUUCUCAACAACAGUGCUGUCAAUAUGGAUUUCCCAUCCAAAGAUCUGAGAAAGGAACUAUCCCGCCUCAAAGAACACCUGGAGGAGAUCAGCAAACUGGGAUUUGUGAGGAGAAUCGAUAGGGUCAGAGCACCUCCAGCACCAAAUAUACGAGAGGACUUCUUACCAUAUUCCUGUCAACUCACCCUGGAUGGCAAAACAGCAAACAAAGUAUUGGCAGUGUCGGAAGAGAAGAGCAUGGUAACAUGGAGGAAAUAUCCCCCCCGUCGCAGUCAUGGGCGUAAAAAGCCAUCUAUAGUUAAGCAUCAGAUUAUGUGCGGAGAGAGAUUGGCCGGCACUCGCUGUUACUGGGAGGUGGAGUGGAGUGGAGAAGUUGACAUAGGAGUUGUAUAUAAAGGAGUCGCCACCAAAGCAAAGCCCCAUUUUGGAGAUGAUGACAGGUCUUGGUGUUUAAAUUGUUCUUCUCGAUUGUAUUCCUGUUUUUCUGCACGGCAUAACAAUGUGGAGACAAUAAUAACUGCCGACCGCUGUCCCAAAAUAGGGGUGUAUCUGGAUUAUGCAGCUGGGUAUCUUUCAUUUUAUAGCGUCAGUAACACAAUGUCCCUUCUGCACCAGUUUAAGGCCACUUUCCCCAAGCCACUCUGCCCAGUGUUUGCCCUUUUGUAUGGAUCAGCUGUAAAUAUUUGCCAGUUGAAGUAGCUUGAUAGUCUUCGCCAGUAAAAAUAAAUUAGGUUGUUACAGAUGUCUUGGAGAUGUCUUUAAAUGGAAAGCUGAGAAUUACACAUUGCUUAAAUGGCAGGCACUCGCUAACAGGCUUAAUGGAGAACUCUGCAAAAUUCCAGGAUAAAGAAAAUGUGCUCUGCUAUACUCGCGCGUAAUGGGAGAUGUUGUUUGAUGGCAAUUGGAUGUGUAUGUAUUGUAUUUCAGAGCUGUAUAAUGGCGUCAAGCAGCAAUCGUGUCUUUCUGGAAAUCACUUUAGCUUUAUCUAAUAAUAAUAAUAAUUCUUUGCAUUUAUAUAGCGCUUUUCUCACUACUCAAAGUGCUCAGCAAUUGCAGGUUAAGGGCCCAACAGAGCAGAGUCACUAUUGGCAUUUACGGGAUUCGAACCGGCAACCUUCCACCAGCCAGCCUGAAGGUAACAAAUUUAACUUAAUGUGAGGAAGUGGAGAAUGCCCUGAAAGUACAUUUCACAAGCUAGAUAAACAAAGCUGGAACAGCUACUGUAUAUAUUGAAAAAGGACCUUAUUUUAUACCAGAAAAAGUAAGAAAUACUAAAGUGCGCCUGAAAGUUUUUAGCAGUAGUGUUUUCUGCAUUGCGGCCCACUGGGGCAAAGCCCCACUAGAUGUUGUUUAAAAUGAGUAAUAAGUCUCCCUCAGUAACUUAAAUUAUUAUUAAAUGUGUAACAUAACCUUAGCCUUUCUUUGUUUUUCUACGCAAUUUUUUUCCAAUUCUCAGUCAUCUGUGGAAUGCAAUUUCUUACCUAGAAAGAUAUUGUUUUUUGUAAAAAGUGAAAGUGUCUAUGUGCCAGGCACAACGUGCCAAAUUCCAGCUGAGCGGCCAGGCCCUCUCUAUUGUUCUCAGUUUAUCCUCAGGCCUACAUCUGCAAAUGCAGCCUGAACUGUCACCGAUGCACACAUGAAAAAAAAGGUCAAUAAAAUGUUAAUGAAGGAUUGAAAAACAAGUAGGGCGGCCGUGCAGCUCAUGCGUACAGGUGCCGUUCUCAUCCCUACCACAUUCGCCGUCACUUCUCCUACCUCUUCAUAUCUUAAAUCUUGAGGCAGAUUGAAAAAUGAAGGAAAACGUACUAAGUAAUUACAACGCAAACACUGACUUAAUCAGUUUUAAUGUGAAAAGAUCCCGACGAAAGAUGAGAAGAAGCGGGCCGCUAGAGUGGAGAAGAGAAAAGCUGCUCAGGAAGCAGCAAGUGCAUCAUCCUCUGAGCAAAUGAAUGCUUAACGUACAGAGAAAGAGGAUGAAAACUAGGAAUGCUCAAGUCAAGUGUAUUCACUCACGUUAUCAUGCAGGGCGCCGUUACCGGUUAUUAAAUAAUGUAUUUCUAAAGAGAGAAAGCCAAGUUGCUUCAUCCCAUCCACAAUCUUCAACUAUACAGAAGUUUAUUCCCGCUAUUCAAAAGCAUUUUAUAUUGUGCUGUUUCAUAAAGGUAUUACAUUAUUUUGCAAUAAUCAUUGAGUUAUUUCUCAAAAAACACUUUAUUGCAUUAUUUCACAAGAGUACUGCAUUAUUUUACAAUAAUUAUUGCAUUGCAUUGUUUUGCUUAAGAAUUGCCUUAUUUCACAAUAAUUAUUUUGUUAUUUCGCAAAACUAUUGCAUUAUUUCACAAAGCUGUUCCUGCUUGCUGCUGGGAUCAUUGUGCUUGCCUGUGCUUUGGUCAUCAUUGUGUGCAAUCAAGUGACAACAACUGAACAGAUGUUAUAAAUAAAAUAGCAAAACAAUAACAACUUGUUCUUUUUCUCUUUUUUUGUCCAAAAUAUCUUUC
Molecule: messenger RNA, 3481 nt
Organism: Erpetoichthys calabaricus (reedfish)
Lineage: Eukaryota; Metazoa; Chordata; Cladistia; Polypteriformes; Polypteridae
Product: tripartite motif-containing protein 16-like
Exons: 6
Coding region: 84-1682 (532 amino acids)
Molecular function (GO): zinc ion binding; protein binding
Source: RefSeq, a predicted model, not a curated record